CUGAACACUGAUGGUUCUUUUGAUCGCCAGACUGGAGUAGCCGGAGGAGGAGGUUUGAUCCGGGACCACAGCGGUGCUCUUAUCACCGCCUUCCACACGUCCCUUCAGGCCUCCUCGAGCUACGAUGCAGAGAUUCAGGAUCUACAGAUUGGCCUUCAUCUCGCUGCCCACCUCUCUAGUCAUAUUUGGAUCGAGAUGGACGCUGCGGCG
Messenger RNA from Striga hermonthica, 210 nucleotides. Lineage: Eukaryota; Viridiplantae; Streptophyta; Magnoliopsida; Lamiales; Orobanchaceae. The record is from the annotation of a GenBank genome assembly.